UUUUUUUUUUUUCUUUUUUGUGGGUACCGGGAUGUUCUUGUUUCUUAAAUCCUCUUUAGCUCCUUCUUGCUUGAGGGGCUUUGCACUCGUCCUGCUGACAAAUACUCCCCCCAGCUCUACAUACUCCUCACUCGUUCACGUUGGGCAUUUAGCUGAAAUGCCCCCUCCGAGAGGACUUCCGGGUGUGUCCUGUGUAAGUGGCCUCUCUUCACGGGGCUUUAUUUUCUUCACAGUUUACCUUGUGUAAAAUCACUAGAAUGUGAGUGCCCGAGGGCAGUCCUGCCCCUCCUGUCCACUGCUAACCCCCGCCUUUCAUACGGUACAUGUGCAACUUCCUUGUUGCAGCAGUGACCACAGAGAUGGGAAGCUCUCUGGACAGAGUGCACAGUGAGGGGCUGUCAUCCUCCCUAAGGGGAGCCAGUUAGGCCGGCCCUUUCAUCCUCUGUCGGUUAAGCCCCACCAGAAGCCCCUUGAGGUAGGCACUCACUUUGUGAAAUGACCAAGCCAUGACAGAGAAGUGAAGUGAGUCACCCAGGAAAUGGCCAGGCUGGGAUUCUAGUGCAGGCCUCUCUUCCGAGACAGGUGCCCACCCCACUUCCUCUCCACCUCUUCUGCUAGAGCUGGGCCUUCAGAAACAGGGAUUCAGCAGGUGAAGGAGGCGAGAAGAGAGGAAUUCUGAGCUGAGGGCAGCUGGAGCCUCAACCCGGGACCACAGCUCAGCGGCUGCCGAAGAACAGUUGCACAACCUGGGUGCUCUCUCUUGGGGGCAGUGGGGAGCAGCAGAAGCUUUGAAGCAGUGCGAGUGGAGUGAUCAGCGAUGCAGGUUUUGAGGCUUUAAAAAACAGAGAAGCUGCUGUUUUCUCCUUUCUUUCUCCCGCCCCUUAGGGAGCUCACAGGAGCCCCAGCCCUCACCUGUCACCCCUCUCUCCUGUCUUUAGGUUCAUCCAGUGAGGACUGGCACUUUCGGGCUCUACACUAGGCACUGGAGUGAACCAUGGCACCCCACCCGUGGGGCCAUCUCCUGCUGCUGUUGCUGCUGCCGGCCCUGGGGGCCAGCUCCACCCUGGGCAGGGGUCUUUCCAGGCCCCUCAAAGACAUUCCAGUAGCCCACACCAAGGACUCCGAGCCCCAAGCCUCUGACUUCCUGUGGCGGAACCCUAGGCACUCCGAAAUCCCCCAGGUCCAUGCCGCAGGUCCCCAGUGGCCUGCAGACUCUCCCCUAGGCCCAGCCCUGCCUGGGCCCCACGCAUCCCCUGGGGCUCAGGGAGUGCAGCUCCCCAUGACUGAUGACCUCCAGCUGGCUCAAGGGCCCAGUUCCUGGGGCUGGAUGGGACUCCCAGACACUCAGGAGCCUCAGGAGCAAGAUGCACCUGCCCCCCUCCCAGCAGACACCCCCCACCUCAUGGUCACCCCCACACCUCCCAGUCUUCAAGUUAGGCCAGCCACAGUCCCUCCUGUCCCCCAGGAGCUCCAAGGCCCAGUAGGGCAGCACCCACCUAGAGAUGGGGAUCCCAAGGCCACACCCAAGACCAGAGCCCCCCAGGCUUCUCCCUUGGCCCCCCAGGACUUUUACCAUACUCUCCUGCCCCACGCAAGCACAGUCAUGGAGCCAGUGAUGGGAGGAAAGGACAGGCAUAAGGGUGACUUCCAGGAGGCAGCUGAAGGCCCCCACUCUACCCUGGAGGCCCCAGUGGCCCCUGAUGGCAGCGUAGUCUCCCCCACUGACCCCAGGGCCCAGCCAGACCUGGCAUUGGCCAGAAGCCUACCUCCUACAGUGGAGCUGCCACCUGAGCCCCCUAAGGUUGGUGCUGGGGACACCUGGGACAUCAGGUCCCCAGGCCCUCGGCCCAAGCAGGUGGACCUUCCUGAAGUCAAGGGUUCCCAAGGACCCCAGCCCACAAGUGCUGCAGCCUCAGAGGCUCUGGAUGGGCAGCUGAAGCCAGAGACAGCAGUGAUGAAUGGAGCAGACCCCAUCUUCCCACAGCGGGUGAGAGGAGCAGUGGGGGCCCCAGAAACCCCCAAGUCCCUCAACCCUGGCCUCUCAGACCCUGGCCCAGCCACAAAUGGAACAGAGAGCCCUGUGAGGGUCCUGCAGCCAGAUGGAGCUGAGGAGUGGCCAGGGCGGCCCCAGAGCCAUCCCCCAGCACCCCCAGUCCAGGCCCCCUCAACAUCUCGCCGAGGCCUCAUUCGAGUCACCACACAGAGAGCCCUGGGACAGCCACUGGCACCGGAGCCCUCGGCCAGCUCCACCGCCUCCGACCCGGCUCAGGAAUUUUGCUCAGAGGCUGGGUCUUACACGGAACACAGGGUGGAGGGCAUGGAUUUGGGCACGGGGAACAGGGACCACAAGACUUCCCGGUAUGGAGAGGAGCCUGCUCCUCCGGACUGUCCUCUUUGUGCCAAAGAAAUAAACCCAUAA
Molecule: messenger RNA, 2419 nt
Organism: Fukomys damarensis (Damara mole-rat)
Lineage: Eukaryota; Metazoa; Chordata; Mammalia; Rodentia; Bathyergidae
Gene: Prrt3
Product: proline rich transmembrane protein 3
Exons: 4
Coding region: 995-2419 (474 amino acids)
Source: RefSeq, a predicted model, not a curated record